Molecule: messenger RNA, 1588 nt
Organism: Tripterygium wilfordii
Lineage: Eukaryota; Viridiplantae; Streptophyta; Magnoliopsida; Celastrales; Celastraceae
Product: cold-responsive protein kinase 1-like
Exons: 7
Coding region: 224-1297 (357 amino acids)
Biological process (GO): protein phosphorylation
Molecular function (GO): protein kinase activity; ATP binding
Source: RefSeq, a predicted model, not a curated record
AUGAGAAUAACAGGCGCCACCAUCCUCACCCAGUUCACACACGCUUUAAAUUAAUGACAUAAAGUUAUAGAGCUCUCGUUCUUCAUUUCAUUAUUCGAUAUUGGAGCUCUUUGACUUCUCUGCAGCGCCAGGAAUGGAGUUUACUGUUUAACUCCUUCUCUUAUCAGGAUAAGGUUAAUUCAUAAUGUGAUUGGAGGAUAGCAGUUGUAUAUUGCAGACAGAUAUGGUGUGCGGCUGCUUUCGUUCUCUUGUAGAACGGAGGAGUAUUUCUCGAGCUCAUCAAGAUGGAGAAGGAAAUUUGAUGCAACACGUUAAUCAAUUCUCCUACAAUGAACUAAGAUCGGCAACAGAUAAUUUUCAUUUACGAAACAAUAUCGGAAGAGGGGGUUUUGGAACUGUUUAUAAGGGAACUCUAAAAAAUGGAUUACAAGUUGCUGUGAAGACACUGUCUGCCGAGUCAAGGCAGAGGGCUGGGGAAUUUUUGAAUGAGAUCAAUACAAUAUCGAAUGUUAGGCAUCCAAACCUUGUUGAAAUCGUUGGAUGCUGUGUUCAGGGGGCUUACAGGAUAUUAGUCUAUGAAUAUCUGAAAAAUAAUAGUCUUGAUCAUGUGUUAUUAGGUCGAAAGAGUACAAAUAACAGACUUGAUUGGGGAAGAAGGGCUAUUAUCUGUAUGGGUAUUGCUAAGGGACUAUCAUUCCUUCACGAGGAACUUACGCCACAUAUCGUGCACAGAGACAUCAAAGCUAGUAAUAUACUUAUUGACGAAGAUUUUAAACCAAAAAUUGGUGAUUUUGGAUUGGCUAAGCUUUUCCCAGAUAAUAUUACGCACAUUAGCACAAGAGUAGCAGGAACAAUUGGUUAUUUGGCACCGGAAUACGCUUUGGGAGGUCAAUUAACGAUGAAGGCUGACGUUUACAGUUUUGGGGUCCUUGUACUUGAAAUAAUUAGUGGUAGAAGCAGUUCAAAGGCAAACUGUGGAGGGAUGCAGAAGUUUCUACUGGAGUGGGCGUGGGAGCUCCACAAAGAAGGAAAACUCUUGGACCUAGUGGAUCCAGAUAUUGGAGAAUUUCCAGAGGAAGAAGUCACUAGGUACAUGAAAGUAGCAUUUUUCUGUACCCAAGCGGCAGCAAGCCGAAGGCCACUAAUGAGUCAGGUUGUUGACAUGAUAUCAAGGAAAAUCCUACUCAAUGAAAAGGAACUUACACCGCCGGGUUUCUUUCAAGGUUCUACCACCCUUGGCGCUGUACCUUCUUCAACUAAGAUGUCAUUGGGUGAAUCUACAUCUAGUAGCUGUUAGGUGAGCUCAGUUCCUAUCACGAUUACUCAGGUCACCCCUAGAUGAAAGAUGAAAUCUUUAUUACUCAGGUAUCUUCCAUCCAAUUAUUAAAAGGAGAGAGAAGCUUCUUGACUUGCAUAUUCAUGUGUUUCUAAGUUAUGCAGUGCUUUUCAUAUUCUUUUUCGGAUACGAGAAAGGAGCAGAGUUCAUAUUGUUCUUUGAGAUGAUGUAUAAUUGGCGAAAUAUAUUACUAUGAUUUGUAUGUAUCAUAACCAAGUCCAAGAGCAUGCAUAUCCUAUGCUUACCCCGUUA